This is a messenger RNA of Chelonoidis abingdonii (Abingdon island giant tortoise), 4269 nucleotides long. The record is from RefSeq and is a predicted model, not a curated record. Lineage: Eukaryota; Metazoa; Chordata; Testudines; Testudinidae.
UUGCAAGCUGUGUUUUGGUUGGGUUUGAUCCGUCUUGAGUUCUUGCAGGAGGGGAUGGACAAGCCCUUGGGAGUUUGCAAAGCGGCUCUUGUUUCCCCAAGACCGGAGGAACAAUGGGAGGAGACAGUGCAGCGUCUCAGGGGAGGGAAGCAGGGCAACCUCUAGUUCUGGCCCCUGCAUUUCAGUGCUGCGUGGCCCAUGGAUUUGAGAUACCACCUGAAUCAGAGAGAUGUGAAAGGCCUGUUCUUUCUGGGAGGGACAGCCAGCGCCACGGAGGAAAUGCGCAACCAGAGCAAUGCUGUCAGCCUCUGAACUCGGCUGAGGGAAAGUCGCCAGUGAAAUACUUAAUCAAACGGGACAGAAUAACAAGCCUAUUGCAAGUGAAACAAACAGUGUGGAGUGAAGGGGAACCUAGGGCAGGCAAGGCCCAGGCCAGCUGGGAUGCAAUCCAAAAACCAGAUUGGGGACGAGGGGAGAUAAGAGAUGAGUGCUCCCAAGUAAAAUAUUCAGCCAACCCCUGGCACAGUCAGUCGGUCGGCACAUGGCUGGCAGGGAAAGUAGAGCUGCACUGCAGAGAGGUUCCUAGGAGAGCUGCUUUCGGGAUGGCAAGCGGAGCCUUGGAUUUGGAGGUCCUCGGGAGUUCAGGCAAACUGUACACCUGUUACGCCUCCUGCCACUUCUGCACGUGCCCUGCAUUUGCUUUCUCCGUGCUGCGGAAGAAUGACAGUCUGAUGUGUAAGCACAUCCUUGCCAUGUACCUCAGCCAGGCCACAGGCGCAUGCCAAGAGCUAUCUGUCUCUGACCAGCAGCUGGCAAGCAUCUUACUGGCAGAGGAAGAGGAGGAAGGACUUGGGACCAUGUGCUAACACCAUCUCUCCUGCAACGCCUCCCUGGCUCCUUUGAGGUACAUCGACAAACAUUACUAACAUCCCUAAGCCAACCACGUGUUGAUCAAGGCAGUUUUCCUCCCAAGCUGAAUUUAGGCUGGAAAUUAUUUAGCAGCCCUGCACCACUGUAUUAGUUAGUUAUGUUGUAACAAACAUUAUGAAGCCUCAUAACAUUAGGCUGAGAUUUUGUGACUUCCACGCCCUUCAUCUCACUUGCUGCUGUGGUUCCUGCAGGAGCAUUAACUAUUUCUGGGCCUCAAGGGUUUGGGACAGUGGGGUUAUGAACACAGAAAUAGAAACUUUUUUGUGAUUUCUUGGCCCUUCCUACGGCUUCCCUAGUGCAGGGUUGAUCUCUUGUAUUUGCCUCAACACAUCUUUUUGGGCUGACCUUUUCCUAGUGUACCAGCCUGGACCCAUCCAGGGCACUCAGGGUAACCCAGCAGGUAGAAAAAUGUCAUUGCUACCACGUUAGGCACAUACCCGGUGGUCAUUUCCAGGGGGGAUGUAGAUGCAGAAGUUUAUUGUAUCAGAUGUUUAGAUGCUAUGGGGCAUAAAAUCACAGAAAGGGCUGUAACUCGUAGAAUCAGUCUGAUUUUCCCAAAAUUGGCAGAAAGCAUCUAAAUACAAUUGAUAAUGCAAGUGUGUUUCCAAAUAGUCAUGUGUUGGAAAGUUUGGGAAAUAUUUAACCCCUAGUGUCUAUAUUAUGCAUUUUCCUGUACCUUUUUUGCCAUCAGUUAAAGCAGAAAUCUAUAGUCACAUGACAGUAUGAGCUUGUUUGUACCAGGUAAUAUCUCACAAUAUUUGUGUCAUUUGUAGAAUGGAUUCAUUUGAGAGAGAUUUUUCUGUCUGCUAUUUUUAUGAAGUUAUGCAGAUAAGACUCCUGUCCCUUAACAUCAAAAAUAUGUUUUAUAAUUAUCUGCUCAGCUGGAGACAUUAAGCUAAACAAGCACAUACAAUACAACUGUGACAUUAGUGUCACUGAAUAUAAUGACAAUACACUGUACACAACUCAUAUAAUUGUAAGGACUCUUAGUAGAAGGUCUUGUGUGAAUACUCUAAUGUAACAACUAUGAACUAUUUGAUAUCUAAUGCAAUGGCCCUUUGGGCCAUAUUAACUGACAAAAAUAGUCACAGAAAUUUGCAGGCUGUUGAGACAUUUCUACUGCCCCUCAGAACCUGUCUCUGUGUUCAGUGCUCUGUCGCUGCACUUGUCACUGCCACAGCUGCAUGCAUCAAGCACACUAAAUGUUCCCUGCAGCAUUUGCAUCUCCUUGUUGCACAGGCACUCUCACAGCUACACUGCCCAAAGGUGAGCAGUGUGUUCCCCUACUAUGCUGCUGGUGGAGACCUGGGCUAGGCUCUGGAGUUCCCUCAGGCUUGCCCCUUCAAGUCCUUCCACUUUAAUUAAAUAUUAAUUGGGCCAAAGCAGCCCCACCAGGCUCUCUGUGGUGCAGUGAUGAGGCUGUUGAGCUGGAAUGUUGGGGACCCUGGUUCCAUUCCUGAGCUGAGUGGCACACUCGUGUGAGCCUCCCUCUGUUGUUCCUCUGGAAGCCUGUCUACCUUCAUUAAAUAUUAAUUGCCCUACAGUGUAAGUGUCCAACAAGCAGCCCUGUGUGGUACGGUGCGUAGGGUAUUAGGCGAGGCUCCAGCCACGGGAGUAGGGUAUGAUUCGGAUUCCUGGCCUGGCCCCCAUCCUCCAAGGAGCAGGAUAAGGGGGAAUUGAGCCCAAAUCUCCCACCUCCUGAGUGAGAACCCAAACCACUGAGUUACACAAUGGGCCUGAGAGUUGCUGUGACCCAAUUAUUUAAUUGAAGUGAAGCAACUUCGGCAAAAGCACCCCACUAGCACAUCCCUUCGCUCCACGACGAGCAAAUGCACUUGAGAGCUCCCAGAAGCCUAUCAAAUCCCUUCUCCUCAGGCCCACAGAGGAAUGAAACCAGACCCCUCCCUCCCUCAAAUGGCUGAGUAUCCAAAGCACCCAGUUAUAGCAGAAGUCUCUGUCCGCUUUGCCCCUGCUGGUUUGUGGGGUUGAUACUUAAUCUCACAGGCAACAGUUCAGCACCGAACUCACCGGACAGGGUCCAGGAGCAGGUUCCUGUUGUGGGUCACACACUGCAAUAGGCACCAAGCUCUAUAAACAGCAGGGCACAGCACCCCCACCCCUGCCUAGGGAGGGUCCCAUUUUCAGUUGCCCAGCUGUCUCCCACCUACGCAGAGCGAGCCCCAGCACCUAACUCAGGCUUUGGAGAUCCCAGCACCUAACUCAGGCUUUGGAGAUCCCAGCACGUGCUGAUGCUUUUUUAGGCAUCUAAAAGUCCAUUGUGAAACUAGUCACUGUUUUGAUGUAUUACAUGGUGCAAACAAGCUCGUUCUGUUAUGUGGCUACAGACUUUUGCCUUAACUGAUGGCAGCAGAGUGCAGGAAAAUGCAUAAAGGUUCUCCCCGGGGGCUAUGUCCCGACCAGCCCUAUUUUGAGUGCACAGUUACAUAUCAAUUGUAUUUAGAAGCUUUGUUUAAUUUUCACCAAAAUUGGCAGAAUGUUUCUUCAUGUGGGCCCUUAGUGACAUUCCCCGAGCCCAGCUCCACCCUGAGCUUUGUGUCUGGUGGCCAGGCGGGGGCUGGCUCUGUCUCAUUUGCAAACAUGGCCUGUUCUCAUCUACCACCACUGCCAGAAGAGCAUGCCCAAAGGAACGACAUGGCGCAAGGGUAGGUUGUUUUCAGUGGUAAAUUUAAGUAUUUGUUCUGUAUGUACAUAACAAAGUUACUCGAACUACAAAGCCCAAGUGGCGAAUACCAGCCAUCCUAUGUCCAUUAGGAACACAUGGGUGAAGUGACAUGUGACAAACGCCUGCCACGGACGCUGCAGAAUUCCUCUGCCAUUUUACUUGGAUUCACAUUUUGAGAAAUCUUCAGCGCUCAGUUUUUUUCCUUUCAAAUAACUUAGUUGAUACAUUAAAAGACCCCAGUGACCCAUCCCUGCUAGGGACUGGUGACAGCAGAAUGUGGCAAACAUCCCCUGAAGCUCCCUGGUGAGCACAUGUCAAGGUGCCAAGUGGUUCAGAGACUAAAUUUGCCACUUCACUGGCACUUUAAGAACCGUCUCCUAAGGCUCCAGUAUAGAAGAAGGUGGCAGCGUAAGCCUGUAGUUUGCAGAGGGCUGGGCUGUGCCAUGGGGCCGAUCUCCCUUUAACUGCCUUGUUACCCCAUUAACACCAGUCCAUCGCCUCUGCCUCUAGGUCAUGGCUUCAGUUUUACACCAGCAUGUGGGCUACAGAAGAUUAUUUCCCAUGGGAGAAUACUACCUGCAUCAAACAAUUGAUGGAAAAAAGAGUAUUUACCAAAGUGGCAUCAAGUACGUAGAAAAUAAACCAACGACACAAAC